Molecule: messenger RNA, 1579 nt
Organism: Drosophila rhopaloa
Lineage: Eukaryota; Metazoa; Arthropoda; Insecta; Diptera; Drosophilidae
Product: T-box transcription factor TBX6
Exons: 5
Coding region: 106-1311 (401 amino acids)
Biological process (GO): regulation of transcription by RNA polymerase II; positive regulation of DNA-templated transcription; cell fate specification
Cellular component (GO): nucleus
Molecular function (GO): DNA-binding transcription factor activity, RNA polymerase II-specific; RNA polymerase II cis-regulatory region sequence-specific DNA binding
Source: RefSeq, a predicted model, not a curated record
CAAAGCGAUCAGUUCGUGUUCCAGUCAUCGCUACUCGAUCGACAUUCCUACGGACCAAUACCACCCGCAAAAAAGAAGAUUACAUAUCAUUACCAAGAACUCACAAUGUUGACCUUGCCCAACAUCGCCGAUCUGCGCCUGCAGCAGCAGAUCGCCCAGGAAAUAUACCGCCAGCAGAUUAUGCAACGAUUACCCGAUCCCCUGUGCGGCUUGCUCCCCAACUUUGCCGGACACUUUGUGCCCCCGCCGCCACCACCGCAACCCACAUUACCCGGCGAUGUGGAGGCCAAACUGGAGAACAAUGAACUAUGGCAGCAGUUCCACAGCAUCGGCACCGAGAUGAUCAUCACCAAGUGCGGCAGGCGCAUGUUUCCCUCGAUGCGGGUUUCUCUGAGUGGGUUAGAGGAGGAGGCCAGCUACUGCGUCCUUCUGGAGAUGGUGCCCAUUGGCGACUGCCGCUACAAGUUCUCUGGAUCCCAGUGGGUUCCAGCUGGAGGAGCUGAGCCCCAGAGUCCGCAGCGAAUGUAUCUGCAUCCGGAGAGUCCGGCUACGGGAAAGCAUUGGCAGUCCCAGGCCCUGCUUUUCAGCAAGGUGAAGCUUACAAACAACACCCUGGAUAAUAAUGGACAUAUCGUCCUAGCCAGCAUGCACAAAUAUCAGCCGCGUCUGCAUGUCAUACGCACCUCUGAUCUCGGCCAGAUUCCAUGGGCCCCCCAACAGGCCUUUGUGUUUCCGGAGACCGAGUUUAUAGCCGUUACGGCUUAUCAGAAUGACCGCAUAACCAAGCUGAAGAUCGACAACAAUCCCUUCGCCAAGGGAUUCCGUGAGUCGGGUCAGUCGAGGUGCAAAAGAAAAAUCAAUGACUCGCCACCGCCGUCUCAGCCAGAGGUUACCCAGGUGGACUCGAUGCCAUCGCCGUUAGCCAAGCGGUUGCGACUGGUGGAGGAAAUUCCUCAGCAUCAUCAGAACCAUCCGAACGUUUCAAUGCAGCGUCACUACCUGCUGGAUACCUUGGAGGCCAAUUUCUAUGUGCCAGCGCCACCGCCGCCGGCCAUCGAGUAUGCCAGGCACAUCGCAGGUUAUCCAAGUUGGGCCUACACCCCGCCAUCGCCGGCCUCCUCCGUCUCCUCCUCGUCCAGCGGCGAGUCUGCUCCCGAUCGAGAGGCAGAUGCCGACACCUUUGUGGAUGUGGUCGGAACCGCACCACCUGCUGCCGCUUCUCCUGCUCCCGCUCUCAGCGAUCCAAUGCCCAAGCCGAAACGCAGCAGCUUCAGCAUCUCGGACAUAUUAGGAACCAGCACGUCCAUUUAAACAGCGUCCAGUCGGGUGCAUGUGCUCCCAUUUGGAUUGAAAUCGGUGCCUUGUACAUUUAAUUAGCGUUUAGUUGCCAUCGUCUGCGUAGUGUCUAAGCUGAAUUGUGAUAUUUUGCAGUUAAUUAGGAUUUCCAGGUAUUUGCCAUCAGUAUUUAUCGUAUUUAUUAUGCAAUUUUAAUUGUUCACAUGAUUUCGUAAUGGAUUUAUUGUCUUUGGCAUUUUAAUGCGGAUAAAUAAAAUAUGUGUAUGAACGUAUACCCAAUGAA